GCUGGCAUGACAUCAGCCACGGAGUUUGAAAACGUGGGCAACCAGCCACCGUACAGCCGGAUCAAUGCCCGCUGGGACGCCCCGGAAGAUGAGCUGGAUAAUGACAACAGCUCAGCCAGGCUCUUUGAGAGGUCCCGGAUCAAGGCCUUGGCAGAUGAACGGGAAGUUGUUCAGAAGAAGACCUUCACAAAAUGGGUGAACUCCCACCUGGCCCGAGUGUCCUGCCGUAUCAGCGAUCUCUACAAGGACCUGCGGGAUGGGCGGAUGCUCAUCAAGCUGCUGGAGGUGCUCUCCGGAGAGAUGCUGCCAAGGCCCACCAAGGGAAAGAUGCGCAUCCACUGUCUGGAGAACGUGGACAAGGCCCUGCAGUUCCUCAAGGAGCAGCGUGUGCACCUGGAGAACAUGGGCUCUCACGACAUCGUGGAUGGCAACCACCGCCUGGUCCUGGGCCUCAUCUGGACCAUCAUCCUCCGCUUCCAGAUUCAGGACAUUGUUGUCCAAACUCAGGAAGGUCGUGAGACGCGGUCAGCCAAAGAUGCCUUGCUGUUGUGGUGUCAGAUGAAGACGGCAGGGUACCCCCACGUCAAUGUCACCAACUUCACCUCCAGCUGGAAGGAUGGCCUGGCCUUUAAUGCCCUGAUACACAAGCACCGGCCUGACCUGAUCGAUUUUGAUAAGCUGAAGGACUCCAAUGCCCGGCAUAACCUAGAACACGCAUUUGAUGUGGCUGAGCGCCAGCUGGGCAUCAUCCCGCUCCUCGACCCUGAAGAUGUCUUCACAGAAAACCCCGAUGAGAAAUCCAUCAUCACGUACGUGGUGGCAUUUUACCACUACUUCUCCAAGAUGAAGGUGCUGGCAGUGGAGGGCAAGCGUGUCGGCAAGGUCAUUGACCACGCCAUUGAGACUGAGAAGAUGAUUGAAAAGUACAGUGGGCUAGCCUCAGACCUACUCACUUGGAUCGAGCAGACCAUUAACGUCCUGAACAGCCGCAAGUUUGCCAACUCGCUGACCGGCGUCCAGCAACAGCUGCAGGCCUUCAGCACCUACCGCACAGUGGAGAAGCCACCCAAGUUUCAGGAGAAGGGGAACCUGGAAGUCCUACUUUUUACCAUCCAGUCUCGGAUGAGAGCUAAUAAUCAGAAAGUGUAUACGCCCCACGACGGGAAACUAGUGUCUGACAUCAACCGGGCCUGGGAAAGUCUGGAGGAAGCUGAGUACCAGAGGGAGCUGGCCCUGAGGAGCGAGCUCAUUCGGCAGGAGAAGCUGGAGCAGCUGGCCCGGCGCUUUGACAGAAAGGCUGCCAUGAGAGAGACGUGGCUCAGCGAAAACCAGCGCCUUGUGACCCAGGAUAACUUUGGGUACGACCUGGCAGCUGUAGAGGCUGCCAAGAAGAAGCACGAGGCCAUCGAGACUGACACAGCUGCCUACGAAGAGCGGGUGAAGGCCCUGGAGGACCUGGCCCAGGAGCUGGAGAAGGAGAAUUACCACGACCAGAAGCGCAUCAUGGCCCGCAAGGACAACAUCCUGCGCCUGUGGAGCUACCUGCAGGAGCUGCUGCGGUCCCGGCGCCAGAGGCUCGAGACCACCCUGGCGCUGCAGAAGCUCUUUCAGGACAUGCUGCACAGCAUCAACUGGAUGGACGAGAUCAAGGCUCACCUAUUGUCUGCUGAGUUUGGGAAGCACUUGUUGGAGGUUGAGGACUUGCUACAGAAGCACAAGUUGAUGGAGGCUGACAUCGCCAUCCAAGGGGACAAAGUCAAGGCCAUCAUCGCAGCCACCCUGCAGUUCACUGAGGGGAAAGGGUACCAACCUUGUGACCCCCAGAUCAUCCAGGACCGUGUCAGCCACCUGGAGCAGUGUUUUGGGGAGCUGAGUGACAUGGCAGCUGGGCGGAAGGCACAGCUAGAGCAGUCCAAGAGGCUCUGGAAGUUCUUUUGGGAGAUGGAUGAGGCCGAGAGCUGGAUCAAGGAGAAAGAGCAAAUCUACUCCUCCUUGGACUACGGCAAGGAUCUGACCAGUGUGCUCAUCUUGCAGCGCAAACACAAAGCCUUCGAGGAUGAGCUGCGCGGGCUGGAUGCCCACCUGGGGCAGAUUUUUCAGGAGGCCGAAGGCAUUAUUGCACGCAAGCAGUACGGGUACCCGAGGAUAGAGGCCCGCGUCAAGGAGGUAUCGGGCCAGUGGGACCAGCUGAAGGAGCUGGCUGCCUUUCGUAAAAAGAAUCUCCAGGAUGCGGAGAACUUCUUCCAGUUCCAGGGAGACGCAGACGAUCUGAAGGCCUGGCUGCAAGAUGCCCACCGGCUGCUCUCUGGUGAAGAUGUGGGGCAGGAUGAAGGGGCCACGCGGGCCCUGGGGAAGAAGCACAAGGACUUCCUAGAGGAGCUGGAAGAGAGCCGAGGGGUGAUGGAGCACCUGGAACAGCAGGCCCAGGAUUUUCCCCAAGAAUUUCGGGAUUCCCCCGAUGUGACCAACAGGCUACAGGCCCUCCGGCAGCUCUACCAGCAGGUGGUGGCCCAGGCGGACUUGCGUGGGCAGAGGCUACAGGAUGCCCUGGACCUGUAUACAGUGUUUGGGGAGACGGAUGCCUGUGAGCUGUGGAUGGGCGAGAAGGAAAAGUGGCUGAAGGAGAUGGAAAUCCCAGACACCCUGGAGGAUCUGGAGGUCGUGCAGCACAGGUUUGACAUCUUGGACCAGGAGAUGAAGACUUUGAAGGGUCAGAUCGAAAGCGUGAACCUUGCUGCCAACAGCUUGGUGGAGAGUGGCCACCCACGCAGCGGGGAAGUGCGGCAGUACCAGGACCACCUGAACACCAGGUGGCAGGAAUUCCAGAACAUGGUGUCAGAGCGGCGGGAGGCGGUGGACUCAGCCCUCAGGGUGCACAACUACUGCGUGGACUGUGAGGAGACCGGCAAGUGGAUAUCAGACAAGACGAGUGUUGUGGAAUCUACAAAGGACCUGGGGCGGGACCUGGCAGGUGUCAUUGCCAUCCAGAGAAAGCUGACAGGACUGGAGCGUGAUGUGGCCGCAAUCCAGGCCCGCGUGGGUGCCCUAGAGCGUGAGUCUCAGCGGCUGAUGGAGUCACACCCCGAACUGAAGGAGGACAUUGGGUCGCGGCAGGCAUAUGUUGAGGAGCUGUGGAAGGGCCUGCAGGAAGCCCUGAAGGGCCAGGAGGCCUCGCUGGGUGAAGCCAGUCAGCUGCAGACCUUCCUGCAGGAUCUAGAUGACUUCCAGACCUGGCUGUCCUUGGCCCAGAAGGCUGUGGCUUCUGAGGACAUGCCUGAGUCAUUCCCAGAGGCUGAGCAGCUCCUGCAGCAGCAUAAAUCCAUCAAGGAUGAGAUUGACGGGCACGAAGAAAGCUUCAAGAAGGUGAAGGCUUCCGGAGAGAAGGUGAUCCAAGGCCAGACAGACCCAGAGUACGUGCUUCUAGGCCAGCGACUGGAGGGUCUGGAUAUGGGCUGGGACGCCCUGUGCCGGAUGUGGGAGAGCCGCGGCCGUUCCCUCGAACAGUGCCUCGGCUUUCAGGAGUUCCAGAAAGAUGCCAAGCAGGCCGAAGCCAUCCUCAGCAGCCAGGAAUACACUCUGACUCACACGGAGCCCCCAGACUCCCUAGAAGGUGCAGAGGCUGGGAUCCGCAAGUUCGAGGAUUUCUUGGUGUCUAUGGACAGCAACCGGGAAAAGGUCUUGAGUCCCGUGGACUCUGGAAACAAGCUGGUAGCUGAAGGAAACCUGUACUCUGACAAGAUCAAGGAGAAGGUGCAGCUGAUUGAAGAAAGACACCAGAACAACAAUGAGAAUGCCCAGAAGCUCUCGGUUCUUCUGAGAGACAACCUAGAGCUACAGAACUUCCUCCAGAACUGCCAGGAGCUUACUCUCUGGAUCAAUGACAAAUUGCUGACUACCCCGGAUAUCUCCUACGAUGAAGCUCGCAAUCUUCACAACAAAUGGCUGAAGCACCAGGCAUUUCUAGCAGAGCUGGAGUCCCACCAAGGGUGGCUUGAGAACAUUGAUGCAGAAGGAAGGCAGCUGAAGGAGGAGAAGCCCCAAUUUGAAGCCGUGGUGUCCCAGAGGCUGGACACACUGCACCGGCUCUGGGAUGAGCUGCAAGCCACCACCAAGGAGAAGACCCUACAACUCUCUGCCGCCAGGAGCUCCGACCUGCGCUUGCAGACCCACGCCGACCUCAACAAAUGGAUCAGCGCCAUGGAGGACCAGCUUCGGUCGGAUGACCCGGGCAAGGACCUGACCAGUGUCAACCGGAUGUUGGCUAAGUUGAAGAGAGUGGAGGACCAGGUGAAUGUGCGGAAGGAGGAGCUGCAGGAGCUGUUUGGCCAGGCACCCUCACUGGGAGAAGAGGCGGGAGACGCUGACCUGAGCAUCGAGAAGAGAUUCCUGGACCUCCUGGAACCUCUGGGGAAGAGGAGGAAGCAGCUGGAAUUAUCCAAAGCCAAGCUGCAGAUCAGCCGCGACUUAGAGGAUGAGACGCUUUGGGUGGAGGAGAGGCUGCCACUGGCCCAGUCAGCCGACUAUGGCACUAACCUGCAAACAGUGCAGCUGUUCAUGAAGAAGAAUCAGACACUGCAGAACGAGAUCCUGGGCCACGCGCCGCGGGUGGAGGACGUGCUGCAGCGGGGACGGCAGCUCGUGGAGACAGCGGAGAUGGACCUCCAGGACAUCGAGGAACGCCUGGGGCACCUGCAAGACUCGUGGGCGGCUCUGCGGGAGGCGGCGGCUGGGCGGCUGCAGCGCCUGCGGGAUGCCCACGAGGCGCAGCAGUACUACCUGGACGCCGGGGAGGCCGAGGCCUGGAUCAGCGAGCAGGAGCUCUACGUCUUCUCUGAUGAGCCCCCCAAGGAUGAAGAGGGUGCCAUCGUGAUGCUCAAGCGGCACUUGAGGCAGCAGCGCACCGUGGAGGAGUAUGGGAGGAACAUGAAGCAGCUAGCCGGCCGGGCCCAGAGCCUGCUGUCCGCGGGACACCCCGAGGGGGAACAGAUAAUCAGACUUCAGGGGCAAGUGGAUAAGCAGUAUGCAGGGCUGAAGGACAUGGCAGAGGAACGCAGGCGGAAGCUGGAGAACAUGUACCAUCUGUUCCAGCUGAAGAGAGAGGCUGACGACCUGGAACAGUGGAUUACAGAAAAGGAGAUGGUGGCCUCGUCCCAAGAAAUGGGGCAAGACUUUGACCACGUGACUAUGCUUCGGGACAAAUUCCGAGACUUUGCCCGGGAGACUGGGGCCAUCGGGCAGGAGCGGGUGGACAAUGUGAAUGCCAUCAUUGAGCGACUCAUCGAUGCAGGCCACAGCGAGGCGGCCACCAUCGCCGAGUGGAAGGACGGGCUGAAUGACAUGUGGGCAGACCUGCUGGAGCUCAUCGAUACCCGCAUGCAGCUGCUGGCGGCCUCCUAUGACCUGCACCGCUACUUCUACACAGGGGUGGAGAUCCUGGGCCUCAUCGACGAGAAGCACCGCGAGCUGCCUGAGGAUGUGGGGUUGGAUGCCAGCACUGCUGAGUCCUUCCACCGGGUGCACACGGCCUUCGAGCGGGAGCUCCACUUGCUGGGAGUGCAGGUACAGCAGUUCCAGGAUGUGGCUACCCGCCUGCAGACAGCAUACGCCGGGGAAAAGGCAGACGCCAUCCAGAGCAAGGAACAGGAGGUAUCUGCCGCUUGGCAGGCAUUGCUCGAUGCCUGUGCUGGGCGCCGGACUCAACUCGUGGACACGGCAGACAAGUUCCGCUUCUUCAGCAUGGUCCGGGAUCUGCUUUCCUGGAUGGAGGGUAUCAUCCGGCAGAUCGAUACCCAGGAGAGGCCCAGGGAUGUGUCCUCCGUGGAACUACUCUUGAAGUAUCACCAGGGCAUCAAGUCAGAGAUCAACACCCGGGCCAAGAACUUCAGCACCUGCCUGGAGCUCGGGGAGUCCCUGCUACAGCGGCAACACCAGGCUUCAGAGGAGAUCCGGGAAAAACUGAAGCAGGUAUUGAUCAGGAGGCAGGAGAUGAAUGAUAAAUGGGUGACCCGAGAUGAUCGGCUCCACAUGCUGCUGGAGGUGUGCCAGUUCUCGAGGGAUGCCUCUGUGGCCGAAGCAUGGCUCAUUGCCCAGGAGCCCUACCUGGCCAGCCGGGACUUUGGCCACACUGUGGACAGCGUAGAGAAGCUGAUCAAGAGGCAUGAGGCUUUUGAGAAGUCCACAGCCACCUGGGCAGAGCGCUUUGCUGCUCUGGAGAAGCCCACCACGCUUGAGCUUAAAGAACGCCAGACCCCAGACAGACCUGCAGAGGAGCCCGGGCCUCAAGAGGAGGAAGGCGAGACAGCAGGGGAGGCUCCCCGAGUCCCCCACCGUGCGGCGACUGAGAGAACAUCCCCGGGGGAAGAAGAGAGGCCAUGGCCUCAGGACCUGCAGCCACCACCCUUGCCUGGGCAGGAGGAGAAAUCUGAUGAAAAUGAGAGGCCUGCCACGGAGCCCCUGUUUAAGGUCCUAGACACUCCUCUGAGUGAGGGCGACGAGCCCACAACGUUGCCGGCCCAGCAGGACCACGGGCACAGCGUACAGAUGGAGGGCUACCUUGGCCGCAAGCAUGACCUGGAGGGGCCCAACAAGAAGGCAUCCAACAGGUCCUGGAACAAUUUGUACUGUGUGCUCAGGAAUAGUGAACUGACCUUCUACAAGGACGCCAAAAACCUGGCCCUGGGGGUUCCCUACCAUGGGGAGGAGCCCCUGGCCCUGAGACAUGCUAUCUGUGAGAUUGCUGCCAACUACAAAAAGAAGAAGCACGUCUUUAAGCUGAGGCUGAGUAAUGGCAGCGAGUGGCUCUUUCAUGGCAAAGAUGAGGAGGAGAUGCUGUCCUGGCUGCAAGGUGUGAGCACGGCCAUCAACGAGUCCCAGAGCAUCCGCGUCAAGACGCAGAGCCUGCCUCUGCCCUCCCUCACUGGCCCGGAUGCUAGUCUUGGCAAGAAGGACAAGGAGAAGAGAUUCAGUUUCUUCCCCAAAAAGAAAUAGCAGCCGGUGGCCCCCGCUGGUGGGGCCAGCCAGGCAGGCGCAGUGGUGCAUCAGGGCACACAGGGACUGGCCACCUGAGGCCGUGGGCCCUGACCUCCACAGUGGAUGGUCCUCCUCCACCUCCUGCCCACCAGCUCGAGAGUCACCAGGCCGGCCCCUGGGGCCCCCGCUGCGCUGCAAUAGCUGCCUCUGCGCCCUGCCUGGCAGCCCCGACGCCUGCCAACAUGCCCUCUGCCUGUGGCACAGACGGCUUGGCUCCAGGAGGCAGGAAACGGUUCCCUGAGGCGCAUGCCCUCCUCUCUGCAUCCCCAUAAAAGCAGAAGGUGGCUGAUGGGGCUUGUUCAAUGCUGCCCAUUCCCACAGCAAGUCGUGCUUGGGGUUACCUCCCAUGUGGUCACAGCCAGGAAAGGGGAAGGGAAAGGGAAGGGGGACACUGGCAAAGCCUGACCUGCCCUUAGGGGAACGAGGAGACUUCAGGGGGGCCACAGAGCCCCAGCUCUGGGCCAGGGGCUGCUGGGGGACUGAGGGGACAAGAAGGAACACAGGGCCUCAGGUGCUGCCAGCCACCUCCCCACUGGGCUUUCUCAGAACUGGGUCCCUCCUUAGGGCCAGCAGAUACUUUCCUCUCCCCUCCUCUGUGUUGUGGGUCCUGACUGAGGGAGCCUCCUGCUGCCCCUGGCACCCUUUUUUGGUACCAGCAGAGACUGAAGGAGGGAGGACCAGCAGUUCUCAAACCAUUCCUCUUUGAAAACCCUAGUUAGAGCUUCAGACUCAGGGCUCAGACCUGAAGGAGGGACAGACAGGUCCCCACACUGCCUAAGGCUCUGCCUCUCCGGGUUGGGAUCCUUCCCACUCCCAAUAGCAACCAAGCCAGCAAUAUCCGCUAGAUGCACAGCGGGGAACCAGUGUAGGCCCCCAGAUAUGGGAUGGAUGCCCCAGCGCCAGGUAAAGCAUCCCAAAGUCCAGUGCCCAUUGUGUCUGCAGCUGGUGUCAUCCAAGGCUACUGACUGACCGGACAGAGAGCCGGGUUAUCAGAGUGGAGUGACAAAUAUGGCCGUACCUAGGUAUUAACGGCAUGUGACACAACUACUGCUGGGCAGCUGGGAUAAAUGCUGGGGCCAGAGAGGGCCUGGCCUUGGGUUCUGGGUUCCGAGAGACAUAUAGAUACAGAGAUCACCAAACAUCUCCCAAACCCACUCCAAACACUAACGGGCUCUGCAAUCUCUGUCCCCAGGGAGAGUCUUCCCCAUGCUCUGGAGGGGCGAAAUCACCAGUCCAAUGAGGACUUUCCUUCUCUGAAAGCAAUACAGCUUCAGCCCAGCAUCUUAUCUGGGGUUAGGUCCUAAAGAGGGGAUCAAGCUGAAGGCAGCAGGCGUUCUCCCCCAGGGAGACCAAAAAGGUCCCCAGGGCCCAAAGCUACUUUUUCUAUUGCCUUCCCUAUGGGAAGGAGCUUUGGCUUUGUGGAAAUGAAUCAGGUAAGACUCAGGGAAAAGCCACACAGGUAGAUAUCAGAGUUAGGAGGCCUUCCCAGGAACCUUUAGUACUGACUGGGGCAGGCACAGCUCAGAGAGCACUAUGUCAGGGUGAGGCCGACUCCAGCAGACAGGAACCACACGGGAGGGAAUCAGUUACCCAAUGGAGCCUGCUCUCCCCACAUGAGGUCUUCCACCUCUAUAGUGAGGGUCUUCAUUUGGCCUCAACACAUAGGACCCUAUGACCCUCUGCUUCUACAGGGAACCUGGCGUGUUCCAUUAGUCAGCCUCUGUCUACUGCUGGGGAAGCCAAGGCUGGAAGGUGACCAUACUCACCUGGCAGUAAAAAAAGCCUUUGGUGCAUUCAAAGGCAGGCCCACCUCUGGGACAGAGAGCAGGCUCCUUGCCAAGGGCAGAAGGUGACAAGUAGCUCUCAACUAUUUCCCCAGGCCAGUAGUGAGCCAAUGGACAAAGGUCCACCUUCUCCCCUCCAUGUGUGCCCAAGUAGCACCAGAAGUGAGGAAUUUCCAGUGAGCAACUCCAUGGAGUCAAGAAAGAAAGGGCUCCAUGGAAGAGCUAGAAUCUCGCCACCCCAGGUUCCCAGGAUUGGGCAAGGGCAGCCAGCUGCAUGUGAUUCACUAUCUACCGCCAGCUCCCCACGCAUCUUGCCCAUAUCACCCAGGUCCCGAGACACUCAAUCUUUAACUGGACUGACAUUGCAGGUGCCCAAAUUUGGGAGACUCUAUGCCACUCAAGGACUAAGCUCUCCAGGUGCCCUGGCAAGGUUUCUUUUUUUUCCUUCUUUUCUCAUAUUUUUUAUUUUGCAGUCUUUUCCUUGACAGUGUUUCCAAACUAGGGUGACACAGCUCCAGUCCACACCAGCAUAACAGGCUUCCUCCCCAGGGCGGCUUAGAGGAAGCUCCUUCUGGGCAUGUCAGGCGUCCUCCUGCCCACUCUUCCCCUUUGUCCCUGGCCUCAGCUGAUUCUGGCUGAGGGAGGAGUGGAGGGUCCUGGGGCUCCCCCCACUCCUAACUUUCACCAAGCACCCAGAACAGGAGGCCUGUGUCGGGCUCAGCUUUCCCCCCUACUCCACCCCUCCGUUCUGCCUGUGGGAGGGCAAUCAGGUCCCCUAGACUGGUCCUGGAUCUCCUUCCUCCCUCAGUGGGAGGGGGCAGAGAUCCAGAAGAGGAAGAGACCAGCUGGCCACAUGGCUUGGUCCCUUGGACAAGCAAGCUCAGGGAGGAUACAAGAGAGGAGGUGGCUGCGGAGGAAUGUCACUUGUUGGGUACAGAAUAUGCUAUCUGGGGCUGGCCCUGGGGCCGGCUGGGCCUUGUCCUCCACCUGCUCAAAUGUGCUUCCACCAACCAGAGGAAACCCAUUUACUAGUUUUUCUAAUAAAUCUAUAUAAUGCUCCA
Molecule: messenger RNA, 9874 nt
Organism: Marmota monax (woodchuck)
Lineage: Eukaryota; Metazoa; Chordata; Mammalia; Rodentia; Sciuridae
Gene: Sptb
Product: spectrin beta, erythrocytic
Exons: 35
Coding region: 7-6987 (2326 amino acids)
Biological process (GO): actin cytoskeleton organization
Cellular component (GO): cell projection; cortical actin cytoskeleton; spectrin
Molecular function (GO): actin filament binding; phospholipid binding; structural constituent of cytoskeleton
Source: RefSeq, a predicted model, not a curated record